GAGCAGGAGCCUGCAGGAAUCACAGAUCUUUCUUUUGUCCUCUUGUUCGGGACCCCGACACAUGGGGUCAACACGGCCUGGAUGGGAUCCUACUAAAAGACUGGCUCGGACGCGGACGCACGCAGAUGAGAGCGCGCGUUAAUUAGGAAAACCUGGUCGAGCAAUUAAGCGCAAGGAGAGAAGCCGCGCGGAUUGGAGGCGCAGAAGAGCUCAUUUAGCUCCCCGGUCAGCUUGGCACCAUGAGUUGGAGCUUCCUAACACGUCUGCUGGAUGAGAUCUCCAACCACUCCACCUUCGUCGGGAAGGUCUGGCUGACGGUGCUCAUCAUCUUCCGCAUCGUGCUGACGGCCGUCGGUGGCGAAACCAUCUACUACGAUGAACAGAGUAAAUUUGUGUGCAACACGCAGCAGCCCGGGUGUGAGAACGUGUGCUACGACGCCUUCGCUCCGCUCUCACACGUCCGAUUCUGGAUCUUUCAGGUGAUCCUGAUCACCACGCCCACCAUCAUGUACCUGGGCUUCGCCAUGCACAAGAUCGCCCGCAUGGAGGACGGCGAGUACCGGCCCGUGCGGGCCCAGAAGAAGAGGAUGCCCAUCGUGAGCCGCGGGGCCGUUCGAGACUACGAGGAGGCGGAGGACAACGGAGAGGAGGACCCCAUGAUCGCUGAGGAGAUCGAACAAGACAAACCGGAGCAGAAAGCAGAAAAAGGCUCGGAGAAGAAGCAUGACGGGCGGAGGCGGAUCCUGCGAGACGGCCUGAUGAAGGUCUACGUCUGCCAGCUGCUGUGGCGCUCCUCCUUUGAAAUCGCCUUCCUCUUCGGCCAGUACAUCCUGUACGGCUUCGAGGUCAUCCCCUCCUACGUCUGCACGCGCUCGCCGUGCCCGCACACCGUGGACUGCUUCGUGUCGCGGCCCACGGAGAAGACCAUCUUCCUGCUGGUGAUGUACGUGGUGUCCUUCCUCUGCCUGCUCCUCACCAUCUUCGAGAUCCUCCACUUGGGAAUCGGAGGCAUCCGCGACACGUUCCGCCGGCGCGCCGCGCUCGGCUCCCGCGCGCCCGCUCCGUUGGCGUCGUCGUCGUCGACCGCCGCGCGCUCCAUGCCCACGGCCCCACCCGGGUACCACGCCACCAUGAAGAAGGAGAAACUGAAAGGACAGCUGAGGGACUCGCCGAUGGGCGACUCCGGGCGGGAGAGCUUCGGGGACGAGGGGCCGUCGUCCCGGGAGCUGGAGCGGCUGAGGAGGCACCUGAAGCUGGCCCAGCAGCACCUGGACCUGGCCUACCAGGCCGACGAGGGGAGUCCUUCACGGAGCAGCAGCCCCGAGGUCAACACCUCCGCACAGACGGCCGCCGAGCAGAACCGCCUCAACUUUGCCCAGGAGAAGCAGGGGGAGGCGAGCGAGAAAGGAAUACAUGCCUGAACGUGCUUCCUGCCUCAAACGUCUGCUCUGCCAUUCCUACUGGCCUUAAACACAUGGGGAAGCACAUAUGGGAGUGCAGUCAGACCACUGAGGGAGACCAAAGCGUGUGUGUGUGUGUGUGUGUGUGUGCGCGCCUGUGUGUGUGGAUGAGAGAGUUAUGCCUUUCAGUAUUAGUGGUCAGUCAGAAAGAAAUAAACGCUGACCGAGCUGCGUUGCGUCAAUGGUUCAUCUCCACGACUCUAAACUUGAAAGCCCGCCACAUCUCCACUUCCUGCUCGCCCAAACCCCGACCCAACCGCGUCUACCAAGGUUAUUAUAGUUAACGAAAACUGACGAAAUAACGGAAACUACAAUUGAAAAAACAUUUCCGUAAAAACUAGAGUUUUUAAAAAACGAUGACUAACUGAAACUGUGUUUUGUGGUUACAAAACUAACUA
This is a messenger RNA of Centropristis striata (black sea bass), 1858 nucleotides long. Its product is annotated as gap junction gamma-1 protein-like. Gene Ontology annotation, biological process: cell communication. The coding region runs from base 240 to 1421 and encodes 393 amino acids. Gene Ontology annotation, cellular component: connexin complex. Lineage: Eukaryota; Metazoa; Chordata; Actinopteri; Perciformes; Serranidae. The transcript has 5 exons. The record is from RefSeq and is a predicted model, not a curated record.